UCUAGACUAAUAAAAGCUCAAGUAUAACUAUGUCAGCCAAAUGUUUGACUUGCCAACUCUACUGCGCUGGAAUGAGGAUAUUGUGCUAUCAAUAUUGCUGCCGUUGUUUGCAUAAGAAGAGGAUUGUCAAACAAAAAGUUAAUGUUAUUGCACUAGGGUUUACUGGUGCUGGUAAAAGUCACCUGCUGGCAUUGUUAUGCUCAGAGUCGACAAGUAAUAUAACACCCACAGAUGGGUUUUCUCUAAAAGAUAUUCCACUUGAGCAUACAAUCAUGCAGGUCAAAGAGCUUGGUGGAAGUGAGAAAAUUCGUCCUUACUGGAACCAUUAUAUGGAUGAUACAAAUGGCGUAAUCUUCAUAAUUAGUAUCAAAGAUAUUAGUGAUAGGAAAUUAAAUGACAAUAAACUUCUCUUAGAAAGUGUUAUGAAUAACAAUAUGUUAAUGAAAAAACCUCUGCUUGUUCUGUUAACACAAGGAAGUGAAGCAAGUCAAGGAAUUUUAGAUGAUAUCAUCAUUAAAUUGGAUCUAAUUGAGCUUUGUAAAGAUUCAUCGUUUAUCAUCGAUUUUGCACACGAAUUAGAACAUACUAAGUUAAUAUUGCAAAAGUUUUUAGAUACAAUAUGUAGUCACCAUUAAAAAAUUGCAUAAGUUACAUUUAGAUUAAAAAAUGUAAUCAAUUUCUUUUAGAGCAGUAGAAAGUAUAAUGUAUAUUAGAAAUUUAGUUGUGUAUAUAUUAAUGUAAAAUAUACAUUGCACACUGUCUUAAUAAAAAAUAAAAAUAAACUCUGA
Hydractinia symbiolongicarpus is the source of this 788-nucleotide messenger RNA. Its product is annotated as ADP-ribosylation factor-like protein 15. The transcript has a single exon. Gene Ontology annotation, molecular function: GTP binding; GTPase activity. NCBI's taxonomy places the organism in Eukaryota, Metazoa, Cnidaria, Hydrozoa, Anthoathecata, Hydractiniidae. The coding region runs from base 30 to 635 and encodes 201 amino acids. The record is from RefSeq and is a predicted model, not a curated record.